UUGUCUCGCUCAGGCUGCGCACACGCUCAGCAGCCUUUUUUCUGUUGACUCCGCGCUCCGCCACGUUGGUUCUCCUACGUGUGUGUGUCGCAUUCCCCUGCGCACCACCAACGUUAUGUUUGUGAUGAGGCGGGAAAUGGCGUCCGCAGACAUGUUUGGUCUUUGACUAGCUACCGAGCGACACACACAGCUGGCAGCAACAACCACGGCCCCACCUCUACUGGUGGCCGCCACGGUCGUGGCCGAGAGCUGACAACGCUGUGGCAAGUUUUGAAGAGCUCCGUGGAUCGUCGGUUUUUCUAUGUGACGUUGGAGCAUGAUGAGGCUGAGAGUGCGUAAAGCUCCUCAGCAGCUGAACUUAGGCCGUCGAACCCACCCGGCCCAGGCCAAACGGAAACACCGUGAAGUGGAGCCAUCCCCAGUGAGAGGUCGAGGCAAAAUGCAGAAGAAUGAAACAGGCCUGUUCUCCACCAUCAAAAAAUUCAUCCGUGGAAAUGCAGUCAAGGUGGAGCAGGACAUCCCCGCAAAGAGGAGUCGUAUUGAUUGUAAUUCUGAGAGCGAUCUAAUAACUUCCACACCACAGACUAGAGGCCUUACCAACAAAGCAGUCUCCAGAGUUUGCCGGAAAAGUCCUAAUAAAGACACAAUGACCUGCAACAGUAAACCCAUGACACCAAACGGUAAACUGGAGGUCCCCGUAGAGGCAGCGAGCAGCCCACCACGCACCACCCUACUGGGAACCAUCUUCUCUCCCGUUUUCAACUUUUUCUCACCAGCAACUAAAACUGCCACUCCUGGUUCAGACUCUCCUGGCCAAGCAGUGGAGGCGGAGGAAAUCAUGAAGCAGCUGGACAUCGAGCCGGCAGAAGAAAUGCAAAGCAGCAGCCUCACAUCCACAGAGGGCAUCACUCCGUGUCACACCGCCCCGAUCCCGAUGUUACCGCAGAGGCUUCAGAUGACCUCCGAUACAACCAUAGAGGAAGGAGAAAUAGUCACCGAAACUGACAUGCCACCAUUAACGGCUCCUGGUUGCAUGCCAGAUGGCGGUUACCAAGAUGCGUUACCAUCAGCUCCUCCUGAAACAACAUAUGAAGAGGAAUGGGAAGUUUUUGAUCCGUACUUCUUCAUCAAGCACGUGCCUCCGCUGACAGAAGAACAGUUAACACGCAAACCAGCGCUACCUUUGAAAACGCGCAGCACGCCAGAGUUUUCUCUGGUUUUGGAUCUGGAUGAAACUCUGGUCCACUGUAGUUUAAAUGAGCUAGAAGACGCAGCCCUGACAUUCCCUGUGCUCUUUCAAGAUGUAAUAUACCAGGUGUAUGUUCGGUUGAGGCCCUUUUUCCGCGAGUUUCUCGAGCGCAUGUCUCAAAUGUAUGAGAUUAUUCUCUUCACGGCUUCAAAGAAAGUGUACGCCGACAAGUUGCUCAACAUCCUGGAUCCGAAAAAACAGCUGGUCAGACAUAGAUUGUUUCGUGAGCACUGUGUGUGUGUUCAAGGAAAUUAUAUUAAAGACCUAAACAUUCUCGGACGGGAUCUUUCCAAGACGAUAAUAAUCGACAAUUCACCCCAAGCCUUUGCUUAUCAGCUUUCCAAUGGAAUCCCUAUUGAGAGCUGGUUUGUGGAUAGAAAUGACAACGAGCUUCUAAAGCUUGUUCCUUUCCUCGAGAAGCUUGUGGAGCUGAAUGAAGAUGUCAGACCGCACAUCAGAGAACAGUUUCGUUUGCACAACCUCCUUCCUCCAGACUGAUGUCCUCGUCUUUUAGUUCAAGAUGGUAUCAACAUUGGAAGAAAAAAAACAUAAAGGAUUCCCGAAGAAUAUAUUCUCUGGAUCCUCUUUGCAAACAUCGCCAUUAUUCUGAUUAUUUUUAAAAUCAUGCAAAAAAA
This is a messenger RNA of Plectropomus leopardus (leopard coralgrouper), 1884 nucleotides long. RefSeq names its product CTD (carboxy-terminal domain, RNA polymerase II, polypeptide A) small phosphatase like 2a (gene ctdspl2a). Gene Ontology annotation, molecular function: phosphatase activity. The record is from RefSeq and is a predicted model, not a curated record. Lineage: Eukaryota; Metazoa; Chordata; Actinopteri; Perciformes; Serranidae.